Messenger RNA from Haplochromis burtoni (Burton's mouthbrooder), 3413 nucleotides. RefSeq names its product zinc finger, MYND-type containing 12 (gene zmynd12). NCBI's taxonomy places the organism in Eukaryota, Metazoa, Chordata, Actinopteri, Cichliformes, Cichlidae. The transcript is spliced from 8 exons. The record is from RefSeq and is a predicted model, not a curated record. Gene Ontology annotation, molecular function: protein binding. The coding region runs from base 132 to 1232 and encodes 366 amino acids.
UUGCCAUGUCAACCAUAAACUAAACAGGGAACCCUAACUGGUACUAGCUUUGGAAGCUAAUAGCUUAAAAGCUGCUUUUUAUGUUGCAAAAUUAAGCUCAUAUCGACUCAUAAACAAGCUUCGUAGCAAUAAUGGAAGCUGAAUCUCAAGCGUCCGCGAUCAUUCCUCUUGCCUUGCCCAAAGGAGCGGAAAAGUUCUGCGAGCUUUGCCAAAGAGAAGCCCGCCUGCAAUGUAGCAAGUGUCGAGUCACUUUUUACUGUGCUGCAGAGCACCAGCAGGCUGACUGGGUGGGGAUCCACGAGAGAAUUUGUCAGCUGCUUGUUCCCAUCCGCGCCCUGACACUCUGCAGUCUCCGACAGACCAGUCACACUGAAACACAAAUUAAAAAGGCAGAGCUUAUUGAGAUUUGCAGGUUGGUGGCUCAAAGUAAGCUAUCUGAGGGAAAACACCAAGAGGCUCUGCCUGCCGCUCAGCUCUGCCUGCGCUGUUCCAUAGACGUUCAUGGCCCUAACACCGUCCAGCUGGUCCCUGCCUACCUGCUGCUGGCUGAAGCCAACAUGGGUUUGGGUAAUCUAGACCUUGUGGCAGAUUUCCUGUCCCAGGCAGAGUGGGCAGUGUUGAAGAGUCCAAAAUGUGGUCUCACAAUCCACCACCAGCUCCACAGGAGCCUGGGCCGCCUCCAUGUGGCGGCUGGAGACCUGGAUACUGCGUUGCAUAACUUUGCAAAUGAUAUCUACUUUGCCACUGAGGAGUAUGGUCUGGAUAGCACAGUCACCUCUCGGGGCUACUUUCUCAUGGCUGAUGUGUUUACCAAGCAGGGGAAGAUAUCCACUGUUCAUUCCUUGUACUCUGAGGUGGCACGUAUUUGGCACCGUCACCUGACCAGACUUCUCGAGACUCGCAAAGAAAGCAUCCAAAAUCCACCGGUGGACUCCUUUUAUGACAAAGCCGAGCGAGUUGAAGUGGAUGAGAUGUUGAGAACUAUGUUGGAAUUUGAGCAGAAAGACACCAGAAAAGACCCAGCACGGAUUGCAGUGGUGGCCCACUGCCUGGCCAUGUUGUCGUUCCUAGGAGGAGACUUCCUCAAGGCGCAGGGAUUUGGCAGCACAGCCUUGCAGGCCAGCCAGCUGAUACCAGACCAUGACCUGACAGAGCCCAUCCAGGCCCUGCUGCAACUGGUGAAGAUACUCCACACAGUCCCACAUCCUGGCUCUGCGGAGUCACAGUACUAAGCCCUGCCCAUCGCUCUGCUUGGAGAUCUGCUCUUUAAGGAUAUUUGUGCAGCCCCACAAUGAUGAAAAUAUACAAUCAAAUGCAAGAUUUUCCACAUGCUGUACAGUAUUAUUGAGAGUGGAUUAAAAAAUAGAUGCACAGAUGUAGUUAAAAGAAAAAAAAGACACAUUUUCAGUUGUUCUGGAUAAUGACUCGUCUUUAUUUUGAUCUAAAAAAAAAAAAAAGAGGGAUAUAUAUACAUCAUUUUGAACAUUAGUGAAUUGCAUCGUUUUGGGAUCCAUUUCUUAACACUGUCAAAAUGUUAUGGAACACAAAAAUGGUCAAGGGCAUUUGCUCAAGCCUUUGUGAUGCAAUGUUUUUGCUUGUUUUGUACCUAGCAACCCGGAGUCUCUACACCAAUUCACCAAAUCCAGACAUAAUUAAAGAUUUCCAGUGUCUGCGUUUUGUCAAGAGAGCUGCACUUUUAGAGGCAAAAACAUUGCAUCGUCCUCCUGCAGUGGAAAGAGUGUUGUAAACCUGUUAGCAAACCCAAGAUUCAUGUCAGAACAGACAUUUAAUUGCUGAGAUCUUACACAAUAUGUACAAUUCUGAAACAAUCAUUCAUAUAAAAAAAUCCGUUUUAAAAUCAUCUCACUACUUGUGUUAUUUGCACUGAAUUUAUACAAUAAAACAUUUGUUGUUGGUCAAUUUUUUUGGCAUUCAGUUUCAAACACGGAAACGCUCAGAUUUUCCCAUAUUCCCUUUUUCAAUUUCUGAAUACAUUAGCAGCAGUUCGGAAUUAAAUAUUAAGUUUGUGCACUGUUGUUAUAUACAGUGACUCAUCCACAGGUCCCUACAUGUUUGUUCCAAACUGGCCAACUUUCAUGCAGGCCAAUCAGUUUCCUUCCCUGUUUUGCUAGCAUGUGGUACCCCUGUUCCUUUCAGUAGCUUCCAUGCCGUUUAUUUACUUUAUAACAGUAAUCUAUACAGACCAAGCAUAAAGAAAUCAGUCAGAAUUGGGACCUUGACCUCAAAUGAUCCUUAAAACAGUGUUCCCAAAGAAAACCAGAUGAUGAACUGGCAUUCUUAAAGUCAAUGGAGCACAGUUAAGUGAACCUUCAUUGGCUAGAUGGAUCAUGUAUAAAAUACAAAUUCAAGCAGGGGCCAGAAGAGAGAAAUUAACAUUCCACUCUUUCCUAUGGCUAGCUAAUCAUGUCUUUUAAAGAUAUGUGAUCUUUAUAUUUACACCUAUGAACACGAUGUGGAAUGACGCAGGUUUCGAUACAAGGACAAAUACUUCAAAGAAUGGGGGACGACAACUGGAGAUAGUUCACCAGACAGGCAUUUAUGUCAGUAUGUGAUUUGAUGAGCACACCCACCAGCCCUCCCGCAUCAGGAGGGUGGACAUCAGCGGAUUUCACAGUUUGUCAGAUACUUUGAUCAUAUGGAUACUGGACAAACAUCACAGUAGAGUAAAUGAUGUUGUUUUCCUCAGUGGAGACACUGUGAUCAUUUGACAGCAGACUUAAAAGCUUCCUUUUCUGGUUGUCUGGCAGAUUUAGAUUUGGCACCCUCCAGCAGGGGCCUGCCGUUAAGAGUCCAGACAGUUAGUAAAUUGGGCCCACAACACAAGGAGAAAAAAAAAAAUCAAGCUUCACAGCGGUUUCACUUUAUUGACACAAUAUUAGUGCACACAAACCACUUUUUUUUCUUUAAAAAUACCAUAAAUUAGGAAGUAAACGAGGAACAAUAUAAAACAAGCAAGGAAAAAAAAAGUGCAUGUUAACCAUGGUAUAUACCAUAAAGUCUUACACUGUAGUUUACAACCUUUUUUUUCAUUGUUGUUUAUGUAUAUUUUGUCUGCUUGUAGGUAUGUGUUAUGUUUUAGACAUGUCUCUAGCUUGGAUGGAUGUGUCAUGCCUUUUUGGGGGUCAGGGCUGAGAUCCAGGCUGCUUCCCUGAGUUGUGUUCGGCACAAAGCGUUAUACAAGCCUAACAACAUGACCGUCACCAAGUGAAACAAUUUUGGGGUUCAUUUUUGUGCUUUUGAUCAUACCUGUAAAUUAAAUCUUAGUGAAUGGUUCCACAACACAGCCUACAGCUAUGUUAUUCAUUUAAGGAGGCAUACAGGAGGUAAAUUCAAAGGAACAAAAAAAAAAAGUAAACACAAAGGUCUUAGCUGCUCUAAUCCCUGGAUUUCCU